AUGCCUCGCCAACAAAUCAAUUUAGAACCCUACCGGGAUGAUAUCAUCACUCUCUACCACCAUGGCAUCAGUACCGAUGCUAUCAGCAGCACCCUCGAAACUUGUCAUAAUAUCCAGGUCAAGGAACGAACCAUCCAGUCCCGCCUUCGCAAGUGGGGCAUCCGCAAGCGACAUCGGACAACGACAGGCGACGAGGCUUUACAUGCGCGCAUUAAGAUGCUGUUCAUACAAGAUAAGCUGACCGAUAAGGCUAUGCUGAACAUAUUGCAACAAGAAGACUAUGGUAUCUCUGAACGCACUUUGCGCCGUCUGCGGUUUAAGUUAGGACUCCAUGUGAGGACUUCGGAGCAGGAGCAGAUUGUUGUUCCACGGCCUCUACCAGAAGGGCCAACGGUGUGA
Penicillium verrucosum is the source of this 399-nucleotide messenger RNA. RefSeq names its product Clr5 domain-containing protein. The coding region runs from base 1 to 399 and encodes 132 amino acids. Lineage: Eukaryota; Fungi; Ascomycota; Eurotiomycetes; Eurotiales; Aspergillaceae. The transcript has a single exon. The record is from RefSeq and is a predicted model, not a curated record.